UUCAAUGGUCCGUCGUCAUGUGAGAUGAGCUGAAGUUUAUACAAAUUAAACAUGGCGGCCGUGAGUGCUCAAAAGCAACGCCGCAGUUAACUCAGUAGGCUAGCGCAGAUAAGUACAUCAAUGUCUUUAGACGGGAACUGAAAGAACGACACUACCUGUAAAAACAACAGAAGUGGCAUAAAGCAAGGACAAAGAAAUCCAAAGGCAUCGGAACGCGUCUGGUUUCGCAAAUCACUGCUCUAAUUGUCAGGUAAACAAAACAAAAUAGCUAGCUAGCGUUAGCCUAGCUAACUAGACAACAAAUCACAAAGAUAAAGGCUACAGCAGUGAUGGCCCUCGCUGAGCCAGACUCCGAUGCCACGCCCUUCUUCAGCGAUGACAGCGAGGCCGAGGGGGCCGACGGGCCGGAGGCGGGGCUUGGCCAGGAGUUGCCGCCCAGCGGGGUGACCGAUCGGAGGGCGCAUCUGACCGUGGGUGUGCUCUGCUUCAUCAACCUGCUGAACUACAUGGACCGAUUCACUGUGGCUGGUGUUCUUCCAGACGUCGAGCAGUUCUUCCAGAUUGAUGACAGCAAGUCUGGGCUUCUGCAGACGGUGUUUAUCUGCAGCUAUAUGAUUCUGGCUCCGGUGUUUGGUUACCUUGGCGACAGGUACAACAGAAAGCUGAUCAUGUGCGUGGGCAUCAGCUUUUGGGCUAUGGUCACUUUAGCCAGCUCCUAUACGCCCAAAGACUAUUUCUGGGCGCUGCUCCUCACCCGAGGUUUGGUGGGGGUGGGGGAGGCCAGUUACUCCACCAUAGCCCCCACCAUCAUCGCCGAUCUCUUCGUGAACGAGAAGAGGACCCGGAUGCUCUCAAUCUUCUACUUUGCCAUCCCUGUGGGCAGUGGCUUCGGCUACAUUGUAGGCUCCAAAGUGAAUGAUGUGGCAAAGGACUGGCACUGGGCUCUACGGGUAACUCCCGGCUUGGGGCUGUUGGCGGUGCUGCUGCUGGUGGUGGUGGUGAAGGAGCCGAAGAGAGGGGCCAUUGAAGCUCGUCCAGAGCACUGCCUGCACAGAACCAGCUGGGCCUCAGACAUCCUGGCGCUCAGCAAAAAUAUGAGCUUCAUCCUCUCCACCCUGGGCUUCACCGCGGUGGCGUUUGUGACUGGAUCUUUGGCCCUCUGGGCCCCAACCUUCCUCUUCAGGGCUGCUGUCUUCACCGGAGAGAAGCCCCCCUGCCACUCUGAGCCCUGCGAUACCUCCGACAGCCUGUAUUUUGGGAUAAUUACCUGUGUGACGGGAAUCCUGGGCGUGGCCAGCGGAGUGGAGGUGAGCCGGAGGCUGAGGCAGACCACCCCACGGGCGGACCCGCUGGUCUGUGCGGCCGGCCUGCUCCUGGCUGCUCCCUUCCUCUACCUGGCCAUCGUCUGCGCGCAGGCCAGCACCGUCGCCACAUACGUGUUUAUUUUCUUUGGAGAGACCUUCCUGUCCAUGAACUGGGCGAUUGUAGCUGACAUACUGCUGUACGUUGUUGUGCCAACACGUCGCUCCACAGCCGAAGCAUUUCAGAUUGUGGUUUCCCACCUGCUGGGAGAUGCCGGGAGCCCCUACCUCAUUGGUGUGGUGUCAGACUCCCUGCGGAAAUCAGACUCGUACCUCUGGCAGUUCCGCUCUCUCCAGCUCUCCCUCCUGCUCUGCUCCUUCGUGGCUGUAGGGGGCGGGGCCUUCUUCCUGGCCACCGCCCUCUUCGUGGAGAAAGACCGGCAGCUAGCGGAGAGCUCUGCACACUCAGGCGAUGAACCCAUUGUCGUGCCAAAGAGAGGGAGGUCCACGAAGGUGCCCGUUUCCAGCGUUCUGAUUUGACGACAGGAGGAAGUUACGCUGGGAGAGUCCUGAGGAAGCUCCAGGGGGGAGUGGCCAAGCCUUUCUGCCAAUCCCGCCGCUGCACACACGAAUAGCCAAGGACUGUUUCCUGUUUAGGGAAUAUUUUAAUGGUUAUUUAUUACUAUUGUCUUUUUUUUUGUUUUGUUUAUAUUGCUGUUAAUUCUUUGUUUGGGAACAUUCUGAUUUGCUUGAAAAUGUACAAUUAUUGUAAGAUACGGACUUUCUAAGAUUGGUUCAGCAUAGCUAUCCGAGUUCCUUUCCCCUACUCUGUGUGUGUGUGUGUGUGUGUGUGUGUGUGUGUGUGUGUGUGUGUGUGUGUAGGUGUGGGGACAGGCUGUUUGCCGCAAUCCCAGUGCUGCCACUAGGGGCAGUGACAGGUAUGCAGUGACAGAUCUGUUUUCAUGAAGACGGGUUCAUAUAAUCACAUCUCACCGUCUGACGGAAGCCCGUUUAGAGUAUUUUGGGAGCUUGGAGUAAAAAAAGGGUUUAAGAGUACAAUACUGAAUUUUGAUGAGUGUCACUGUUUUAAGAGUUUAGGGUGGUUUGUUCGGAAUGCUCCCUUGUAGUUCCCUUGCAGUAUUUGCCUCACAGAAACCAGGGGUGGUAGUUGAAUUAAACCUGUUCUUGUCAAGGGGAAAGACUAAAAUAGUUAUGGCAAACUUCAGGGAUAUUUUACCACUUGUGUGUGUUCUGUUGUUGUGAUACUUUUCCAUUAAUUGCACAGUUUUCCGUUAUCUUGCCUCACCUAGUUUCUUGGGUCUGAAUCAAAAGCUAAAUUAAAGCGCUAUUAAAACGAAAAUGGAAACCAGCACAAUCUGCAGCUCUUUAGAACCAGGAGCGAGGACCACUGGUCUACUGUAUAAUCCUGCAGUGUAACUGCUCUACUGUAUAGUCCUGCAUUGUAAUGGACACAGCAUCAUGCUUCUACAUAUUUCUGGGUUUUACUUCAGUCUCGGACUAUUAAUCUCAUUGUCUUAAAGGGGCAGUUCACCCAAAAAAAUGUUAGAUACAGUUCCCCUUGAUAUAGUGGACCUCUCUGGAUCUCAUCUUCCAUACUAAUCAAUGCACCGUCAAUUUACAUGCAAAAAAAUCAACAGGAACAUCUCUGUCCGAAUAUACUGACGUAGUUACAGACUUCAACAGAGCUCAAAAUAGCACAUUUAAUCGAGAAUUAGUCAACCAUCCACUCAAGCACACACAAAUUCAAAAAGUCAUCAAAUCUCAAUGUAUUCACAUCUCAGCGAAACUAUCUGGAUGCUUAGAUGGUACUCUGGGUAAGUGAAAACGUACUUUGAUAAAAAUGUUUGGGCGAACUGCCCCUAUAAGACUACUAAUGGUUUUUUAGGUCAAUAUCAUUCAUAAUUAUAGUCUAUGUUCACCGAGCCAAUGACUAAUAACCAUGAAUGAUAACCAUGCUUCAUUGCUUAUCUUGGGAAUUAUACUUCCUUGUUUAGAAAUAAUAUGCAGGUUUGUUAUCGCAAUGUUCUGCAGUUAAACGUUUGAGGGACUGUGGAGAGACAUAGGGGUUCUUCUGGUGGCUAGUGGACUGGCUGCUGCUGAGGAAGCCUCUAUUUUGGGACAGGAAGUGCAGACUGUGGCUGUGUUCAAUGUAGUAGGAGUAGUAUGCUGGUGUGUGGUUGUGAACACUGGUCUGUUAGGCCAUUUCCUGUGUUUACAUGAUGCUCUCACAGUGAGUGACCUCCUCCUCCCAGGCCAAUCGGCAUGGAUACAGUCCCUGAUCUUCCUCACUAGUCGAGAUCUGACAGGACUUCCACCAAUCACAGAGUGCAAAGGUAGAACCGUGCAAAUGGUGAUUUUUAAAUAUUACUUCCUUGUCAUCCGCAGGGAACCUGGGAAUAUAUCCACAAAUCACACUUGCCAGUGGUCUGUCUGGUUGUGGCAAACAUACUUUGCCAUUGGCAGAGCCCCUCCGUUCAUAUACACUACUGGUCUCCAACCCUGUUCCUGGAGAGCUACUGGGCCUGCUGGUUUUUGGUUUCACCUGUAUAAUCAGCACCCUGCUGAGACACAGGUAGCCAGGUGAGGUGAGUUAGCUGUGUAAUCAUCUGCUCUAAUUGAUUAAGUGCAGAGUAACAACAGAAACCAGCAGGCCCUGUAGCUCUCCAGGACCAGGGUUGGAGACCACUGAAGCACAGUCAGCCGUCAAAGAACGUGAGGCAACUUGACUUGAACAUUAAUGAGGACUUUGGAAUAGUUUUCUUUGUUAUGCCUUUAUUGUAUGUUGAAGAAAUGAUCAUGAGAUGCCAAGGGUGGGCUUCAGUUUGAUUCCUUUUUUUUCUUUUUUGUUCUAACAAAGGCAAUUGUUAUAUUCUAACUAUGUUUUUUUUUUUUGUUUUUUUUAAAGAAACGUGUAACAAACAAUAUAAAAUUGCUUUUUAGUGUCAUUUUGUUGUCAAUUUUUUUUCAAUUAAAGGAUGGUUAAAAAUUG
Molecule: messenger RNA, 4311 nt
Organism: Conger conger (European conger)
Lineage: Eukaryota; Metazoa; Chordata; Actinopteri; Anguilliformes; Congridae
Gene: spns1
Product: SPNS lysolipid transporter 1, lysophospholipid
Exons: 13
Coding region: 330-1841 (503 amino acids)
Biological process (GO): transmembrane transport
Cellular component (GO): membrane
Molecular function (GO): transmembrane transporter activity
Source: RefSeq, a predicted model, not a curated record